GCAGCACCUGUCGCCUCGCCUCAAGGCAAAAAGCGCACGAGGGACCAGCUUGAGGCCGAGCAUGCGACCCACCAGAACGACAAUGCGACCAACGACGACGCCGACGACACAUCCUCGGACGACGACGAUGACAUUGGACCCGCACUGCCGUCGGCAGCUGCACCAAAGCAUAAGAAGNCGAAACUGCCAUACGAGAAGCUCUACGUCGCCGCCCUACCCGCCUCGCCUCGCUACUCGAAAUCAAUGAUGCACCAAGACCAACUAUGCUUCAACACCUUUACCCCCCACACCGACUUCCUCAUUACCACUUCAAUCGACGGCGCAGUCAAGUUCUGGAAAAAGGUGGCAGACGGUAUCGAGUUCGUCAAGGAGUUCAAGGCACACGAGGGAGAAGUCAAGAGCGUGAGCGUGGGCGCCGAUGGUCGUAGUUUCGCGACGGCAGGUGUCGAUGGCUCUGUCAAGAUCUUCGAUGUCAUCACCUUCGAUCUACUGGCUAUGUUGACCCCCGACAUUGCUCCCAGAUCCGUGUGCUUUGUACAUGGCCGUGGCGCCUCUCUCCCACUCCUGGCUGUGUCUCAUGAAGCGAGUCCGCAGAUCACAAUAUACGACGGCAGAGGCGAAAACACCACACCACUGCACAAGCUGGAGAAGCUUCACAGGGUCUCAGUCUCGCUCAUGUCGUACAACCAUCACUACGACUGCGUUGUAUCUGUCGAUGAAGGCGGCAUGAUCGAGUACUGGAGCCCCACGAGUAACUAUGAGAAGCCUGACAAUGUCUUUUCCAUAAAGAGCUCGACCAACUUGUUCGACUUCAAGAAGGCCAAGUCGGUUCCCUCAUCAAUCACCAUGUCUCCCACCGGCCAGCAGUUCGCGACCAUGUCUUUUCCCGAUCGCAAAGUCCGCAUCUUCGACUUUCCCACUGGCAAACUGUAUAGAACUUAUGAUGAGUCUCUUGCUACCAUCACCGAAAUGCAGCAGGCUGGAACUGCUAUUGAUAAACUGGACGACGUUGAAUUCGGCCGCAGACUAGGUGUCGAGCGGGAAAUUGAGCACCCUGCCGUUCGCGCUCGCAUCAACGUCAUUUUCGACGAAACAGCGAAUUUCAUUCUCUAUGGAUCCAUCCUGGGCACCAAGGUCAUCAACACCUUGACCAACCGUGUUGUCAAGGUUUACGGCAAGGAGGAGCCUUUCAGAGCCCUCAAUCUGGCGCUCUACCAGGGUCAACCCGAGAAGAAGGGUGUCGUUACCGUUCAGAUGGCUGCCAGUGAUAACCCGUUACUUCAACAAGCCGAAGCUCGUGACUCAAUGCUCGUGGCCACAGGAUCAGGAAAAGUGCGCUUCUACAUGUUCACGAACGACACAGAUAUCAACAAAUCCGACCGCGAUAUUCACAACGAAAAGCCGCGCACUAUUGCAACCAAACAACAAGCUGAAGCCGCAAAGGCUCAGACAGGCUCAUCUGCUACUAUCCACACAUCUAUGGGCGACAUUCAGAUACGUCUGUACCCCGAGCACGCCCCAAAGGCCGUGGAGAACUUUACCGUUCACAGCAAGAACGACUACUACAAUGGCAUCAUCUUCCAUCGUAUCAUUCGCAAGUUCAUGAUUCAGACUGGUGAUCCUUUGGGCGAUGGUACUGGAGGUGACAGCAUCUGGGGCACCAACUUCGAAGACGAAUUCACGCCUGCUCUGCGUCAUGAUAAGCCUUACACUGUCAGCAUGGCAAAUGCUGGCAAGAAUACCAAUGCCAGUCAGUUUUUCAUUACCACUGAGAAAACGCCGUGGUUGGACGAUAAGCAUACAAUCUUUGGACGAGUGGUCAGAGGUAUGGAUGUGGUACACAGGAUAGAGAACGCAAAAGUGUGGAAGGAGAAGCCAAUGGAGGACAUCAAGAUUAUCAGCAUCUCGGUGAGC
Aureobasidium uvarum is the source of this 1914-nucleotide messenger RNA. Lineage: Eukaryota; Fungi; Ascomycota; Dothideomycetes; Dothideales; Saccotheciaceae. The record is from the annotation of a GenBank genome assembly.